UAGAAGAUAUCUUGUCGCUUCGCUUACUCGCGUUUUGCGCGAGACUUGCAUAACGAGGUUAGCCACUAAGAAAGCGGUGGAAAUCAACCUAGUGAGCCUGAGACUUAGGAUAUGGGCUCCACGGUGAAAUUUGUCAUCUUUUCGCUGUUGGGUUUGAUAACUGAACUGGCCAUUGCUUCAGAUCCGCCACCCAUUCCAACAGAAAACUUGCUGGUGAUUACAGCAGCCACCAAAGAAACAGAUGGAUUCAAGCGUUUCAUGCGAACUGCCAAGGAGUUUAACUAUUCAGUCAAGAUCCUUGGAUUAGGAGAAGACUGGAAGGGGGGGAAUGUGGCGCAUACAGUUGGAGGCGGGCAGAAAGUGCGGUGGCUAAAAAAUGAAAUGAAGAAAUAUGCUGAUCAAGAGGAGCUGGUUGUGAUGUUUGUUGACAGUUAUGAUGUAAUCUUUGCUAGCAGUCCCAAAGAGCUACUAUGGAAGUUUCAGCAUUUCAAUCACAAAGUUGUAUUUUCUGCUGAGGGGUUCUGUUGGCCAGACCAAAGGUUGUCCCCUAAAUAUCCUGAAGUCUAUACUGGAAAGCGCUAUCUGAAUUCUGGAGGCUUUAUAGGUUAUGCCCCUUAUAUCUACGAGAUUGUCAAACAGUGGAAGUAUCGGGACGAUGAUGAUGACCAACUCUUCUACACUCAGAUUUACCUGGACAAGGCUCAGAGGGAGAAAUACAAUAUUACACUGGACCACAGAUCUAGGAUUUUCCAGAACUUGAAUGGUGCAAUUGAGGAAGUCGUCAUAAAGUUUGAGAAGAGUCGUGUGAGAGUACGAAAUGUGGCUUAUGACACACUACCUGUAGUAAUACAUGGCAAUGGUCCCACCAAGCUUCAACUGAACUAUCUUGGGAACUAUGUUCCGACUGCCUGGACACAUGAAGAAGGUUGUGGGAUCUGUGAUGAUGACUUCUUGGAUCUCACCCAAGUACCAGAUGAGCAGCUGCCCCUUGUGCUUAUUGGUGUGUUCAUUGAGCAGCCUACCCCAUUUGUACCAGAAUUCUUGGAGCGAUUGGUAAACAUGGACUAUCCCACAGAGAGGCUGAAUCUGUUCAUCCACAAUAACGUUGUGCAUCAUGAGAAGCACAUCCAAGUGUUUUGGGAAAAGCACAAAGAUAAAUUUCCAAAUGCCAAAUUGAUUGGCCCAGAAGAGAACUUAGGCCACCGUGAUGCCAGGAACAUGGGCAUAGAUCUUUGCCGCAAGGACCCUCAGUGUGACUACUACUUUAGCAUGGAUUCAGAUAUCGCUUUGGUCAAUCCAGAAAGUCUGAAGAUCCUUAUUGAGGAGAACAAAGAUGUAAUUGCUCCCAUGAUGUCUAGACAUGGGAAACUAUGGUCUAAUUUCUGGGGAGCAUUGAGCCCAGAAGGAUACUAUGCUCGAUCUGAAGAUUAUAUUGAUAUUGUGCAGUACAAGCGCAUAGGUGUUUGGAAUGUACCCUACAUCACACAGAUCUACCUGAUCAAAGGAGAAACGCUACGCAAAGAGCUAGCUCAGAUCAACAUGUUUUCUCACGAGGUCAUGGAUCCAGAUAUGGUCUUCUGCAGAAAUAUCCGUGAGCAGGGUAUCUUUAUGUACAUCAGCAAUCGAGAUGAUUUUGGACGCCUCAUCGCCUCAAACAAUUACAACACGAGUCGACUGCACAGUGACUUGUGGCAGAUCUUUGACAACCCAGUGGACUGGAAGGAAAAAUACAUCCAUGAAAAUUAUUCCAAAAUAUUUGAGGAAGAUGGAGAUGAUGUUGUGGAAGAGCCAUGUCCAGAUGUAUAUUGGUUCCCUGUGUUUUCUGACAAGAUGUGUGAUGAGUUGGUGGAGGAGAUGGAAAACUAUGGCCAGUGGUCAGGAGGAAAACAUGAGGACAACCGUCUUUCCGGCGGCUAUGAGAAUGUGCCAACUGUGGACAUCCACAUGAAUCAGGUUGGUUUUGAAAAAGAGUGGCUGAAAUUCCUGAAGGAGUACAUUGCUCCAGUGACAGAGAAGCUCUACCCUGGUUAUUAUGCAAAGGCAAAAGCAGUGAUGAACUUUGUUGUUCGCUACCGUCCAGAUGAGCAGCCCUCACUACGGCCACACCAUGACUCUUCAACGUUCACCAUCAACAUUGCUUUGAAUCGAAAAGGCAUCGACUUCCAGGGUGGUGGCUCUCACUUUAUUCGCUACAAAUGUAAGGCAGAAACGCCCAGAAAAGGCUGGUCCUUCAUGCACCCAGGUCGACUGACACAUUACCACGAGGGACUGCCAACAACGAAUGGCACAAGAUACAUCAUGGUUUCCUUUGUGGAUCCAUAGGACUCGACUGCCAGUCUUAUUUUUAUUUGUUUUUAAAUGAUGGGUUGGGACUGGGGAAUGUGCCACAGUAGCCACAGAUUUGUAUCACAAAGUCUGGUGUGAAAUUGAAUCCAACUGCGGGUCCAUCUUCCACUAAUACUGAAAUCGCAUGUGGACAUCUGCGGAUGAAAUUUCCUAAUUGGCCAGUGCCCACAGGCACACAAGAUCUGGAAGGAAUGACAUCAUUUAAAAAAGUAUUACCUCUGCUAUUAACUUAUUUAUUGAAAGAAUUGAGACUCCUUAUUGUCCAUCUGGGGAAAAAAUGCUGAAAUUAUUGGUACUUUCAUUUUGGAUGGAAGCUUAGCAGAUUAUUUUUAUUAUGACUAAUUUCUUUUAUUACAGUGCCUUGUUGAAAACAUUCAGACUUGAAUAGGUCAGGACAAUCUACAUAAAUGGAAGAUUUGCUUUGGUCAAGUUGACAAAGAAUGUUGUCAUCUUCUCUUGCGCUCUCUCUCUCUCUCUCUCUCUCUCUCUCUCAGAAUGAACAUAUUUGACAGCAAAGCAGAAAAGCUUAAAAGAAAUUCAUUCACUUUGAAAUCUUCUUUAAAUGAGGGAAACAAGUUCUAAUAAUAUUGUUGUGCCAUUGGGUACGUUAGAUAUGCCCUUUUAAACCAUUUAAAGUCUUUAUGCUCAGUCGGUGGGAGGAUUCCAUUUUUGGUAUGGGUAUGUGAGAUUGAAUGGUGAGGCAAGUGAAUAAAGUGUCCUUUUUGAAACACUCAUUAUUAUCGGUGUAGGAAAGGAUUUCAAUUUUUAAUAAUCUUGGAGUCCAUUUAUUAUUAUUGCUUUUUUACUCUUUUGACUUUGGAGGAAAAGAGUGGUAGGUUGGUGUUUGUAAUAUUAGGAGAUCAUUUUCUUGGAAUUCCACUUAAUAAUGAUCUUUUGAUGUAAUUCCAUUACACCCUGUGAGUGUGAGAUGGUCUGUAAAGAGUUUUCUUUUUAAAUUGUAGUUCUUGUGGAAAUAGAGGCUGAUGAUCUUUUCCUUCUACUAACCUCAAGAACAACAGAGUGGAGUCAUUUGAAUUUUCACUGCCAGCAGUUGAUGAUAGUUGCUGUUCCUGUAUCUUAUAUUCUCAGUAUAACCUAGGUGAAGACAGAAUGAUUCAGGUAUCAUGACUGGGUUGGAGUUUCAUUUAGUAAUCUUAUAAUUACUAUAAUAUUUUUCUACCUUUUUCUAUUAUAUAAUUGUGAUAUGGGACAUAAGUGUGAUAUGGCUAUGUCCCAGUAAGCUAGAAGAGUGUGAUCAACAGGACGUUUGUUCUAAUUCUCAAGACUUCCACUGGGAGAGUUUCCUUUCUCGCCUAUAUUGCCAUGUUUUGUUUGUUUGUUUUGUAGUGAGGAGUUGGUGAGUCUGUCCUUUUGUAACAUUCACGUUAUAGCUGUUUGGCUUAUUGCAGAUAAUUCAUAAGCUUUUUUUUUUUUUUAAGUCGUGUUCCCCUCAUCACAAAUAUUGAAGCAAAUUCUGCAUUUAGAAAUUUGUCAGGAUUACAAAGCCCCUUACUCAAAGACAAGUAAAUAUGCAGGUGACAUUUCAGAAAUUCAGUUGCCUAGCAAAAAGUUUUCCAAAUCAGUUUAAUAACCAAAUCAACUUGAGGCUUUGAAGCUUUAAAGUAACUUUUUUUGUUACGGUAGUAGGAUAAAGUAAGCAUUUUUUUUGCUAGAGAUGUAUUUGAUCAUUAGGAUGUUUGGGGGAUAGUGGUAUAUUAACAAAAAAUAAAUAAAAAGCAGCACAACUUCAAGAAUUAUGUUGCUAAUCUUCUUGUUCCUGGUUAACUGUUAAAUAUUACAGCACCAUCUGUUCCUUCUAAUUUAAUAAUCAGUGUGAACCUCACAGCUUUCUUUGUGGAAACUGAGCAAAGAUGUUAAUUUCUGCAAUUUUCCCUCCUUGUCUAUUAGAAUCCUUUAUGAUUGAUUGAGAGAGAGAGUAAUCAAGAGGAAGGAUAUGCUCGAAUGAAAAGAGAGCAGGAGUGGGGGGGUUGAUGGUGUCUGAGCCUUGAAGCUUCGUCAUCCUCUACUUUAUUGUGUUUUUUUGAUCUUUCAGCCAUUGUGCCGAAUGUUAUGUGAUACAAACCAAUUGCUGCCAAAGGAAAGUGCUUUCUGAUUUAAAUACCAUGCCUGUUUCAUUUCAAAGGGUUGACAAUUAAAAUACCUCUUAAACUCAAAGUACAAUUCUAGUUAUUAGAUGAGUUUUUAAAAUGCCAUAAAAAAACAGUUGUAGUGUUAGAAUCAAUUUUUAUGAAAACAAUCAACUGAACUUGUGCUUUUGUUUUCUCUCUAUUGCCUUGUACAAAGUGCAUUAACUUAUUUUUAAUGCUGAGUAAACACGAAACACUUUUUAAAAAACA
Molecule: messenger RNA, 4703 nt
Organism: Polypterus senegalus (gray bichir)
Lineage: Eukaryota; Metazoa; Chordata; Cladistia; Polypteriformes; Polypteridae
Gene: plod3
Product: procollagen-lysine, 2-oxoglutarate 5-dioxygenase 3
Exons: 19
Coding region: 112-2322 (736 amino acids)
Biological process (GO): peptidyl-lysine hydroxylation
Cellular component (GO): endoplasmic reticulum
Molecular function (GO): procollagen glucosyltransferase activity; iron ion binding; procollagen-lysine 5-dioxygenase activity
Source: RefSeq, a predicted model, not a curated record